AAUCCAAGAUGGCGUUGCCCGGAGAGGCGGAGGAAGAGGCGGCAGUUUACCUGGUAGUGAGCGGUAUCCCCUCUGGGCUACGCUCGGCCCAGCUACGGAGCUAUUUUAGCCAGUUCCGGGAACAGCCGGGCGAUGGCUUUCUCUGUUUCCACUACCGGCAUCGGCCGGAGCGAGCCCCUCCCCAGGUCACUUCCGACUCUGUCCUCAGUUCUGCGGAUCCUGUUGCUGAGGGUCAGGUUCUCGCCCAGACUGCGGCCACCGAUGCCCGAACUCUUUCCACUCGGAACUCUGCCCCCACCCAGACCCGCACCUGCUGCUGCGUCAUCUCAGUACGGGGGUUGGCUAAAGCCCAGAGGUUUCUUCACAUGUACUCAGGACGCCGGUGGCUGGAUUCUCAAGGGACUUGGCUUCCGGGUCGCUGUCUCAUCCACAGACUUAGGCUACCCACUGAGGCAUCAGGUCUGGGCUCUUUUCCAUUUAAGACCCGGAAAGAACUACAGAAUCGGAAGGCCAAGAAUGAAGUCUUCACCCUGGCUGACCUGAGGCAGCUGCCAGAACUGAACCCACCAGUGCUGAUGCCUAAUGGAAAUGUGGGGACUCCCCUACGGGUCUUUUUGGAGUUGAUCCGGGCCUGCCGCCUCCCACCCCGAAUCAUUACCCAACUGCAGCUCCAGUUCCCCAAGACGGGUUCCUCCCGGCGCUACGGCAACGUACCCUUUGAGUACGAGGACUCAGAGACUGUGGAACAAGAAGAGCAUGUGUACACAGCUGAGGGUGAGGAAAUACCCCAGGGAACCUGCCUGGCAGAUGUACCAGCUGGUUCCUAUGAAGAGCUGGAGGACAAGGAAAAGGAAGAAGAAGAGGAGUCUCACUCAGAUGAUGAUGAUGACCGGGGUGAGGAAUGGGAACGACACGAAGCACUACAUGAAGAUGUGACCAGGCAGGAGCGCACUACUGAACGGCUCUUUGAGGAGGAGAUUGAGCUUAAGUGGGAAAAGGGUGGCUCUGGCCUGGUAUUCUACACAGAUGCCCAGUUCUGGCAGGAGGAAGAAGGAGACUUUGAUGAACAGACAGCUGAUGACUGGGAUGUGGACAUGAGUGUGUACUAUGACAGAGAUGGUGGAGACAAGGAUGCCCGAGACUCUGUGCAAAUGCGUCUAGAACAGAGACUCCGAGAUGGCCAGGAACAUGGCUCUGUGACUGAACACCAGGUCGGCACCUUUGAGCGCCACACCAAGGGCAUUGGCCGGAGGGUGAUGGAGCGGCAGGGCUGGGCAGAGGGCCAGGGCCUGGGCAGCAGAUGCUCGGGGGUACCUGAGGCCUUGGAUGGUGAUGGCCAGCAUCCCAGAUGCAAGCAUGGAUUGGGGUACCAUGGAGAGAAGCUACAGCCAUUCGGACAACAGAAGAGACCCCGUAGAACUGGCUUGGGACUCAUCUCCACCAUAUAUGAUGAGCCUCUACCCCAGGACCAGAGGGAAUCACUGCUCCGACGUCAGCCACCCACCAGCAUGAAGUUUCGGACAGACAUGGCCUUUGUGAAGGGUUCCACCUGUGCCUUGGAGAGCUCCUCAGAGCCUAAGUGA
Molecule: messenger RNA, 1583 nt
Organism: Sciurus carolinensis (gray squirrel)
Lineage: Eukaryota; Metazoa; Chordata; Mammalia; Rodentia; Sciuridae
Gene: Gpatch3
Product: G-patch domain containing 3
Biological process (GO): negative regulation of type I interferon production; positive regulation of DNA-templated transcription; negative regulation of RIG-I signaling pathway
Molecular function (GO): nucleic acid binding
Source: RefSeq, a predicted model, not a curated record